UGUUCUUGUGAAAGAAAAUAUGAAAGACAUAACAAUUUUAUGGGAUCAAGCUAUUAAAGAGUGGCCGAAACUUGUUUAUGAUGUUAUGACAGUAUGCUCUUGUUUAAUGUCUUUUUGUUGUGAAAAUGUGUGGAAAAAGGACAAAAAACACGCGUUAAUGGGGAAUGCAUGUGAUUUUCUGAAAGGAAAAAUGAUGACGGACACAGCUCAGUAUUUUAUUGGAAAAAUUGGUUGGAGUUUGUCUUGUUUAUCAGAUACAAGUGUGGAAUUUCAUGAAACAAUUUUAGAAAACAUAACUGUUUUAAAAAUAUCUUUAAGAGUCUUAACAUGUACUCUUCUACUAUCAUAUGAGUCUUUGGAUAGUGAAACAUUAAAUGAAAGGCUUCUUUUAGUCAUGGAAACGUGCAUGAAUUAUUGCUUUAAAAAAAAUGCGACAUACGUUGCAUGGUGUACAGAUUGGUUUCAAUGUAUUGAAGCUUCAAUGAAUUAUAUGUAUUUGUUUCAUUUUGUUCAAGAACCGGAAGAAGAUCACUCGAAAACUUUAUCCAGUUGCCUUUUCCUUUUAACACAUUUUUUUUCUUUACAUACAAAAUGGAUUCAAAAUGAGACGCUUUGUUUAACGGACUGCGUUUUCUUACCACAUUGUAUUGAAUAUCUCUCCUAUUGCCUUACUUAUUUUUUACAAGAUACUGGUCAACUGUUUUUACAAAGUAUUUUAGCGGCGUUACAAGAAUGUUUUUUAAAUAUACAAGCGGCCAUCAAUUUUUGUCAAAAGUUGGACUUGAUGCAAACAAAACUAUGGAUUCAAGCUUUCACAAAGUUAUGUACUUGUAUUCAAAAAUGUUGGGAAACGAAAUUUCAUAAUUUCUUUGACUCAAUUCAUGAAAAUGAUAUCGUCAAUGAACAACACAGCAAGAUAUGUUUAGCCUUAACAAGAUUGUAUUCUUUAUUGGUGCAUGCCGCUAAACAUUGGACAGACUUUCAACAUAUUCAAAAAAGUUUAUGGGCUCUUCUCUUUUGUAUACGUUACCCUUUGUUUAAAUGGCCUUUUUUACAAGAUUCAUCUUUAAUGUUUCAGUUGACCCAUUGUAAAAAAUUGGAACAACUAGAGAAACAACAAUUGUGUUUACAACCAAUGGAUUCCACGGAUACUUUUCAAUAUACCAUGACAUUGAGGAAAAAAUGUCUUGAUUCUCUUUUUGAGUCUUUUGAAUCCAUAGAGAACAAAAAUCACGACAUUUCAAGCAAUUCUUUUAAAGCGUUAGCUACAUGUUUGUUUCUUUUCUUGGGACAGGAUAUCGCAAAAGAAAUUCUAACAUGUCCCAACAUAGUAGUUGGUGCAUUAAAACAAACAAUGGAUCAAAGAACUUGUCGUUUUAAUCAUGACAUUACAUGGGAGCAACUCUUACGACAUUUAUAUGUUUGGUUUCUGGUUUUAAAAGAAUUUCAGUCAAAUUCCGCUGACUCGGCGGAACUAUCUCAAUACCAUGCAUCUCUUUUUUUACAUAUUCCAUUUUCGUCUCUAAAUGUUUCUGAAUGCUGGUUUAAUCAAUUACGUGAUUCUUUAUGUCAAGUACCGUCUUUAUAUUCUUCUUGGGAUAACAUUGUACAAUUUCAUGAACAAGUAUCCAUUACAAGGGAUGACAUUACUUGUUUAAUAGCACAACCAAAUAAUUUAUUACAAGCGUUGAUUGAUCUUCUUUCUUUACUGGUUCUACUUGAAGAUGAAAUUCCAAAUUGUUUUUCAUGUGAAAAAAAAGAGCCACAAAGUGCAAAAGGUUUACAAGCUUGUCAAUGGAAAAUAAGCGAAACAUGUGAUCAAUUUUUAUCGUCUUUUAAAACAUUUCCUUUAACUUGUUAUCGUGAAAACAAUCCACCAUUGUUUAAAAAUCAAAAUUGGGUUUCAUGGAAUAUGCCAUCCAUCAUUCAAGACGGAUCAACACAAAUAGAGAAUUUUUGGAAUGAAGAUUCAUCACGUUAUUUGGAGCACAUACCAAAUUUUUUUAAAGAAUCUUCUGAAACAUGGCAUCAAGUAUGGAUUUUUUCUAUUCAAUUAUUGUAUGUUGUAGCACAAAUGUUCCCUAUAGCUUUAAGAAUGUAUGCAUGUUCUUUACAAAGUGUUUGGAUGACAACAAAACAUGUUAAAGCGUUACAUGACAUUUUUCAAAAAAUCAUUAGCCCUUCUUUAAUCCUACGUGAUGCGGCUUCUAUUUGUGCUUUAGAAAAAAUUGGGACAACCAAUGUUAAAGCUUCCGUUCAAUUUAACAAAAAAUUACGUCAACUUUGUUUAACAUUUAUUAAUAAUACACGAGAAAUUCUUGUCACAUUUACUGUUCAUUUUCCUGAUAUUUAUCCUUUACGCUGUGUCGAUUUCAAAUAUAAUAAAUCCGUUGCAGUACCUAAACCUAAAUUAGAAAGAUGGUUACUUAUGGCCAAACAAAUUUUAAUGGGAGGAAGAAUUUCCAAGCCAACUUCACCAGAAUCGUCCCACCAAUCUUGUUCACAAUUCGACUUGCGCCAUCUUUCUUUCAAACAAUAUGCACAUGAACCACACACCAUUUGUCUCUUAUCCUGUAUCACUUUUAUUAAAGACAAUUUUGCUGCCUUCGUUUUAGGUCUUGAAGAUUGCUUCAUUUGUUAUUCUAUUGUCCAUCAUAGAACACGUGGUAUACCUAAAAGCCAAUGUGUUACUUGCAAAUAUAAAUUUCAUGCUGAAUGUGUUCAAAAAUGGUUUGAAACGUCUUUAAAAAAUAAUUGUCCUUUAUGCCAAUCACCUUUUUCUUAAAAGACAACCUCUUUCUUUUCUAACCCCCACUAUUUUACGAAAAAAAAAAACAUGACUCGAGCCACCUGAAAUAACCAAU
Hylaeus volcanicus is the source of this 2864-nucleotide messenger RNA. RefSeq lists its product as uncharacterized. Gene Ontology annotation, biological process: ribosome-associated ubiquitin-dependent protein catabolic process; rescue of stalled cytosolic ribosome. The record is from RefSeq and is a predicted model, not a curated record. Gene Ontology annotation, cellular component: RQC complex; cytosol. NCBI's taxonomy places the organism in Eukaryota, Metazoa, Arthropoda, Insecta, Hymenoptera, Colletidae. The transcript has 3 exons. Bases 20 to 2785 code for a protein of 921 amino acids. Gene Ontology annotation, molecular function: ribosomal large subunit binding; ubiquitin protein ligase activity.